AAAUAAAACAGAAGGGUGUCUCCCAGCUGCAACGGUCUGCCCCCACGCCUCUGCAUUUCCCCAGCGAUUAGCCAGGGACCCAACACAGCCGCCUGACCUCUUUUACGAACAACAAAACCGUGAUGAAGGCAACAGGAGUCAGAAAACUAUUCACUGCAGGAAGCCCCAGUAUCCGGUGAGAAAUAAGAAGUACAACAGUACAGGAUGCGCCUUGGGUCAGGGGGAUGUGAAAAGCCCUCGGUCUUUGUGUUCUUCCCUGUGCCAGAACGUCUGCGUCGGAGCCCUCAGUUCUCUCAGCUCAACUGCUGUCACUGCAGGGCUGCCAGCCUCCCGCUGAAGGGGACACGGAGCCAUAAUGGCCACCUCUGCCGGCCUGCUGUUGCCGCUGCUGCUCCUGGGCCAGCCCUGGGCGGGGGCUGGAGCUCCCAGGGAAGCUGUGGUGUGCGCGGGGAAUGCCUGCUACACAGCCCACUGGGGCAAGCUGAGUGCGGCCGAGGCCCAGAGUCACUGCAGCAAGAAUGGGGGCAACCUGGCCACCGUGAAGAGUGAAGAGGAGGCUUGGCACAUCCAGCGAGCCCUGGCCCAGCUCUUGGAGUUGGAGGAGGCCCUAGAAGCUCGGAUGGGCAAGUUCUGGAUCGGGCUCCAGCGCGAAAAGGGAAAGUGCUUAGACUCCAGCUUGCCGCUGAAAGGCUUCAGCUGGGUGGGCGGCGGGGAAGACACACUUUACACCAACUGGAACAGGGAGGUCAGGAGCUCCUGCAUCUCUAGGCGCUGUGUAUCCCUGCUGCUCUAUCUGUCUCUGCCGUCUCAUGCCAGCCACCUCCCCAAAUGGUCUGAGGGCCCCUGUGGGAGCCCAAACUCUCCUGGAAGCAACAUCGAGGGCUUUGUGUGCAAGUUCAGUUUCAAAGGCAUGUGCCAGCCUCUGGCUCUGGGGGGCCCAGGCCGGGUGGAAUACAGGACCCCGUUCCAGGCCACCAGCUCCUCCCUGGACACUGUGCCCUUUGCCUCUGUGGCUAACGUGGCCUGUGGGGAUGGGGACGAGGGUCGGGAGCAUUACUUCCUGUGUAAGGAGAAGGCCUCAGAUGUGUUCGACUGGGGCAGCUCAGGCCCCCUCUGUGUUAGCCCCAAGUACGGCUGCAGCUUCAACAACGGGGGCUGCCAGCAAGACUGUUUCGAGGGUGGUGAUGGCUCCUUCCGCUGUGGCUGUCGGCCGGGAUUCCGGCUGCUGGACGACCUGGUGACCUGUGCCUCCCGGAACCCUUGCAGCUCCAAUCCCUGCAAAGGGGCAGCCACCUGUGUCCUGGGACCUCACAGGAAGAACUACACGUGCCUCUGCCCCCAAGGCUACCAGCUGGACUCAAAUCAGCAGGACUGUGUGGAUGUGGACGAGUGCCUGGACUCCCCCUGCCCACAAGAGUGUGUCAACACCCCCGGGGGCUUCCACUGUGAGUGCUGGGUGGGCUACGAGCCCCGUGGCCCUGGGGAGGAGGCCUGUCAGGAUGUGGACGAGUGUGCCCCUGGCCACUCGCCCUGCGCCCAGGGCUGCACUAACACAGAUGGCUCGUUCUACUGCUCCUGCAAGAAGGGCUAUGUCCUGGCUAAGGAGGAUGGCACCCAGUGCCUGGAUGUGGACGAGUGUGAGGGCCUGGAGCAUGGCCUUUGUGAGGGCUUGUGCCUCAAUACGCAGGGGUCCUUCCGCUGCAGCUGCCUGCCGGGCUGGGAGCUGGGCCCGGAUGGGGUCUCGUGUACCACAGGGUUCACGUCUCUGGCACCACAGACUGGGCCUCCCCAGGGAGAGGAUAUGGGAGAUAGAGAGGGGAAUCUUGUGUAUUCUUCCACAAUAUCCAGGCCCACCAGGGACUCUGAGGGCACCUCCAAGGAGGCAUCCACCAUGAAGAGUCCCUCCCUCCCAUCUGAGGCCCCCACCACCCUGACUGUGCCUGACAUGCUGGCUCACAGUGGGCCCCCUGGCGAAUGGAUGGAGCCCAGCACCCAUCACCCCAAGGCUACCACAGAUCGUGGGGAGAAUAUGGAUGAGGAUUCCAUGUCCAAACAAAGUGACAACGGCACCGAUGGGCAAAAGCUGCUUUUGUUCUAUAUCCUGGGCACAGUGAUAGCCAUCUUACUGUUACUGGCUCUGGCUCUUGGACUUCUGGUCUAUCGCAAGCGGAAAGCAAAGAGGGAGGAGGAGAAGGAGAAAAAGCCCCAGAACGCUGCUGACAGCUACUCCUGGGCUCCAGAGCGGGCUGAGAACAGGGCCUUGGAGAAUCAGUACAGCUGUGUGCAUUUAUCUGCUUGCUGUAGAACCAGCUGGAGUUUUUAAUUUGCACCAUGAAUAAUGCUGCCAGAACUUUCCCUUGCAUCUAUUGGAUCCAAGGUUCUUCAGUAGCCAGCUGGUCACCAGAAGUGACCAUAAAAGCAACAACCAGUUCCAAGGAAAAUCAUUCUCCUGUGGAAUAAGACAAGGAAGGGUUCCUCAUGUUCUGGAGAGCCCUUUGAGGGACUCUGGAAAGCUGGGUCUUACUAAAUGUCCCAGAAACCCCUUCCGAAGAAGAAGAAACCCUGAUGAGGAGUCUUUGCCAGUGCUUCUCUGGAAUCUGGCUUCAGAAUUAUUCUCACUCUGGAAAGUAUUCACAGGGACUUGGGUGUGGACUGAAUGCUUCCCCAUCUCCCCAUGGGUGGGCUGGCUCUGGAUGCAGGUGAGCAGGACCUGAAGCUCCCUCAGUGGGGAUCUACUCCCUUUCCUCUCCCUCAAAAGCUUGAGGAAGCCUCAAAUACGUGCAGGCCUGUGGGUGGAAGUGGAAUUUCUGAGUAACAGACUCAAAUGUUGGCCACCUUGAGCCCAGAGUAAAGCUGCCUCCUUACAGUGGACUGUGGACUGUGACUCCUUUACUCCUCAGAGGGCCUGUGUUCCCAAGUUCAAGAUGUUCCGAGUCAAAUCACCCAAAGUUGUCAAACCAUCCUGCAGGACUGCAGCCACCAAAGGUGUGUAGUAGCUAGUCUGCAACCCUGACUGACCAGAUAUUGAUGGAAAUAAGCUAUCUAACUAGCAUCUAGGAGUUACUAAAAGAAUUCAGGUCUGUAUUAUUCAAUAACAAUCUGACUAGAUAAUGGGAGGGGGUCAAAUUUUGAUUGUUCCCAUGACUAAAUUUUAGGAAGAUUUAUUGCAUAGCAGUAAAUAGCAUAUUGAUUAUAUUGGACAGUGCUAUGCUUAUGCUACAAUGCCAGUGUUGAGUAGUUACAACAGAGACAAAAGGGCCAGCAAAGCCUGACACAUUUACUACCUGGCCUUUUACAGAGGAAGUUUGCCCUGCACAAAAUUCUUCCCAUACCUGGGUCUUAACUGGUGCUCUGAUUGCCUUGCCUGCCACAACUCAAAGCAAGAAACCACAAGAUGUAGCAACUAAAUAGUAAAUUGGUAGUUAUGUUGUGGGUGCAUUAGGAUAGGGCUCUACUACAUAGCCUGGUUGAAUCUCUGUGAUAGAAAUCUGUUCACUUGUGAAAUCAUUGUUUGGGGAAGCAUGUGUGCUGAGAUCUGGGAUGCAAAAAUCUAAGUUUUUCCUAAGUCCACAAGGGCAACUCUCCUGUGAUGCUGCUAAAGACACUUUCAUUAAAUGCUUCAAAAGCAGUGAGCUAAGAGUGACUCAAAAUACAUUCUAUUUUGCAUAAGACUUCAAAACUUAGGUGGCAUAUUAUUAACAAAUUACUUUCAAAGCCACUAGCUUUCAAUUGCCAAAAAGUAAUUUUGCCUUCUUUAUAAAGAAUUGGAGGGGUGCCUGGGUGGCUCAGUCAGUUAAGCAUCCGACUUUGGCUCCAGUCAUGAUCUCAUGGUUCAUGAGUUCGAACCCCGCAUCAGGCUCUGUGCUGACAGUUCAGAGCCUGAAGCCUGCUUCAGAUUCUGUAUCUCCCUUUCUCUCUGUCCCUUUCUUGCUUGUAGUCUCCCUCUCUCAAGAAUAAACAUUAAGAAAAAAAAAGAAUUGGAACCCAUUAUUUAUGAAGAACAUGUUUGUUGUAAAAAAUAUAGAGGAAAGUGAAAAUCAUUUGUUAUGCUUCAACACAGAUAACUUUAUUAAUAUAUACACAUAUAAACUAUAUAUUAUGUGUAGUUUUUUUUCUAAAUCAGAUCAUCUAUUUCCAUAGCUUCCCAUCCAAUGGAUAUAUCUGUUAUAAUUCAUUAACUGUUCUUUGUAUGCUAACAAAAUAUUCAGGUUUCCAAUUUUCGAAAAAGAUUAUGUGUAGUUAGUUUUAUGACAGAUGAAUGUUUUUGUUGCUGGAUUUCUUACAUUUAACACAUUUAAAGUACAUAUUAAAAUAUAACUUUGUUACAUAGCAUUAAAAAUAUAUAAGUUCUCUUUUCUUAAUUUUAUAAGUAAGGUAUGUUUUCCACACAUGCUUCACUUUUAAGCCUCUCAUCCUGCAUGUAGCUGAGCCAAGAACGUAUCCCACAGGAAAUGUUUGCCAGACGUCAAAGCAUAUUUGACGUUUUUCAAAUAACGCUUUUGGAUUUCUUGGCUCCCUUGUGAAGAGUAUCUUCAAGGACAGAGCAUUCCUUUCAAAUAUGUAUUGUGUUUUCAAUAAAAACAUAAUCUGCUGUGAAUAAAUAUUACAUAAAAAAAUAAAGGGAGAGUCUAAAAUGGCAUACAUACACCUUGACGAAACAUAGUUCUGGAAAUUUCUAUUUGACUAACCAAGAUAGUUCUGCAUUUUUUUUUUACCUCAGUUGUUCUUAAUUCAGGGGUUCCAUAAAUUUAAUAAAAAAUAUUGCGUCCUUAUUUUCACUAAUCUCUACCUGAAACUUAGCGUAUACUUCCAUUCUUGGGGGAGAAAAAGUUAUCAGCACUGAAAUCACAGAUACUUCACACCACACCAUGGUUAUUAUUCUAGAACUCUCAACAUCUUGUUUGCACUGAUCGCCACUUUGAGAUUAUGAUAUUUAUGUGAUACACCAUAAAGGUCUUGUGAUUUUAAAAUCCAUAAAGAAGUAUGUGUAUUUAAUUUCAUGUAUUUGUUUCUUUUUUAUAUUCUUCUAACUAUAUUUCAAUAUGAUUGGUACUCUUUGUAAUUCUGUGUAUCAUCUCACAUACAAAAAUUAACUCAAAGUGGAUAAGAGAUCUAAACGUAAGAGCUAAACUAGAAAACUCUUAGAAGAAAACACAAGUGUAAAUCUGAUUCAUAAAUAAAGGAUGACUUUUCAUCUAUUUAGAACUUAACAUUUUUUAUUUUAACAUUGUGUGGUUUUUGGAGCAGCAUUGACCCCUCAACAAUUCAGGUUUGAGCUAUAUAGGUCCACCUAUAUGGGAGUUUAGUGCAGGACUGUGAAUGUAUUUUCCUUAUGAUUUUGUUAAUAAUUGUUUUUCUCCAGCUUACUUUAUUGUAAGAACACACUAUAUAAUACGGGUAACAUACAAAACAUGAGUUAAUCAACUGUUAUCAGUAAGGCUUAUUUUCAACAGUAGUUAAUUACCAGUUAAGCCUUUGGGGAGACAAAAGUUAGAUGCAAAGUUUUGGCUGCAUGGAAAUGGGGGAGUGACAGCCCUAACCCCUGCAUUGUUCAAGGACCAACAGUAUACAUUUUACACUUCUUUUGUUAAAUUUAUUCUUAAGUAUUUUAUUCUUUUUGAUGCUAUUGUAAAUGGAAUUGAUUUCUUGAUUUUGUUUUCAGUUUGUGCCUUGUUACUAUAUAGUAAUACAAUUGAUUUUUGUGUGUUGAUACUGUAUCCUGCAACUGCUAAACCCAUUUAUUAGUGCUUAUAGUUUUUAAAUAUUUUCCUUAGGACUUUCUAUGUACAAACAAGAGAAUGUCAUUAAUGAAUGUAUAUAAUGUUAUUCCUUUUUUUUUUUCUGAUCUGGAUGCCUUUUAUUUCAUUUCCAGCCUUAACUGCUCUGGUGAGAAUCUGCAGGACACUUGAUAGCAGUGGCAAGAGCUGACAUCUUUUUCUGUUUCUGAUCUUCGGAGGAAAGUUUUUAGUAUUUGAUGAUUAAGUAUGAUGUCUGCUGUGGGUUUUUUGUAGAUGAAACAUAAUUUUACUAACAAAAAAAUGAGCCAAGAAAAGAUUGCCCAUUUUUACCUUGCUUCUUGAAGAAAGCUUGGGUAAGAGUCAAAAUUUAGUAAAAUAUUUGCUCUGCCAUACUGACAUGAUAUUGUCUAUUGAAUAACAUUUGCUUAUCAGACAUUUAUUUUCCAAGCUUAGACCCAUAUAUUGCUGCUUAGCCACAGAGUCUUAAUUUUUAUGGCUGCAUUGUAGUAUUGUUAUGGCUUAUAAAUAUUAUGUUUUUACCUUUGUAAUUUCUUUCUUCCUAAUUUCUAACUUAUUAUAAUUAACAUCAAGGUUAAAAAUAAGAUUGAUGUAUCUAUUAGUCAAGUACUAAUGAUGGUUAUAUAAUUUUAGCACUCCUCUUUUAAAAAAAAAGUAAUGUUUUUAUUUUGAGAGAGAGAGAGUGAGAGAGAGAGAGAGAGAGAGGGCACUCUCUGGGGAGGGGCAGGGACACAGAAUCUGAAGUGGGCUCCGGGCUCUGAACUGUCAGCACAGAGUCCAAUGUGGGGCUCGAACCCACAAGCCAUGAGAUCAUGACCUGAGCUGAAGUCAGAUGCGCAACUGACUGAGACACCCAGGUGCCCCAUUUUUAAAUUUUAUUCAUUUUUGAGAGAGAGAGGGAGACAGAGAGACAGAGACAGAGCUAGUGAGGGAGAGGCAGAGAGAGAAGGAGACACAGAAUCCGCAGCAGGCCCCAGGUUCUGAGCUGUCAUCACAGAUCCUGACCAGGGCUCCAACCUAUGAACUGUGAGAUCAUGACUUGAGCUGACUGAACCAAUCAGGCACCCCUUAAUACUUCUAUUAAUGUUCCCCUUAUAGAUUCUGAUUGCAGUUUUGACCACCAUUACCUUGAAAACAAUUGUGAAACAGCAUCCUUUGAACCUAAGAAAAGGACACUAAUGUGCUUCCAGCAAUGGCUGGUACAUUCAGGUGACAUUAUCUGACUGUAUACAGCAGCACCAUCUAAAAGAAAUUUUGCUAAUGAUCAAAUAUUCUGUCUCUGUAAUGCCCAAUCUGGUAGUCACUAGCCUAUGGUGCACCUGACAUAGGACUGGUGACACUGAGAAAUAAACUUUUAACUUUAAUUGUAAUGACUUUAAGUUAACUAACCACAGGUGAUUAGUGCCUAUCAUAUUGGAUAGUGUAUGCAACUUUUAUCUGCCUUGUCCCCAAGUUUUUCCAACAUCAUUUUCCAUCCAAAGGUCCUGGAACUUUCAUCACCAGCAACAAUUAGUAGUCAGUCAUGUAUCUCCACAGUCUUGAUGUUCUUAGCACCUGGAAUUGUGCCCUCUAGUAGGUGGUUUUUCAGUAAGUGAUCAUGUUGGAACUACAAAGUUCUUUUCAAGUCUUU
This is a messenger RNA of Acinonyx jubatus (cheetah), 7386 nucleotides long. It is a transcript of the gene CD93, whose product is annotated as CD93 molecule. NCBI's taxonomy places the organism in Eukaryota, Metazoa, Chordata, Mammalia, Carnivora, Felidae. The record is from RefSeq and is a predicted model, not a curated record. Gene Ontology annotation, molecular function: calcium ion binding. The transcript is spliced from 2 exons. Bases 356 to 2323 code for a protein of 655 amino acids.